GGCUGCACGCGGGGCAGCGGGGCGGCGCGCGCCGGCAGAAGAUGGCGGACCCGCAGUGCACCACCCGCAGAAUGGCGGCCUCCGCCAUGGCGCCGCUCCGCCUCCCCCGCCGCCCCUCUAUGGUACGGCCGAGCGUCGCUCUAGCCUGCCCAGCCCCGCCGCGCCUCGGUGGUGUGGUGCGCCGCUGAAUAGCGUCCGGGAGGGGGGCGGUGCCGCGGCCUCUUGGCUCCGCCCUUCCUUCGCCUUUCCGGCCCGGCGGAGCGGAGCGGGGCAGGAUGAGCACGAAGCAGGUGACGUGCAGGUACUACGUGCAGGGAGUGUGCCGCGAGGGGAGCAAGUGCCUGUUCUCGCACGAUCUCUCCAGCAGCAAGUCCUCCACCAUCUGCAAGUACUACCAGAAGGGGCAGUGCGCCUAUGGAGCCCGCUGCAGGUACGAUCACACCCGGCUCCCUCCGCCGGGGGGAGCAGCAGCCGCUGCCCCCCCUGCCCCACUGGCAGCACCGCAGGGCCCCCGGCAUCCGCCUGAGCCCAGCACCCCGGUCACCAGGAGCAAACGGCACGAGGCUGGCAAGAGGGAGAAGAAGACACUGGUGCUGAGGGACAGAAAUCUGUGUGGCUUGACGGAAGAGAAGCACAAACCCAGUGCCACAGGAGAUGUGGUGUGCUGCAGUGACCAAAAUGAUAAUGUGGAAGUGAAGCCCCAUUCCUACCUGGAAGCUAUUUGCAGCGGGCUGGAGGAGCCGGUGGCUGGAGGCUCCUGUGCUGAUGCAGAGCAGUUGUGUCCCUAUGCUGCAGCGGGUGCCUGCCACUUCGGAGAGCGCUGCCUCUACAUUCAUGGGGACGUGUGUGAGAUAUGUGGGCUGCAAGUCCUCCACCCCUUCAACCAGGAGCAGAGGAAGGCUCACGAUAUGAUGUGCAUGGCGACAUUUGAGCAUGACAUGGAGAAGGCCUUUGCCUUUCAGGCAAGUCAGGACAAAGUGUGCAGUAUCUGCAUGGAAGUGGUGUAUGAGAAGCCAUCAGCCUCUGAGAGGAGGUUUGGGAUCCUCUCAAACUGCAACCACACAUACUGCUUGUCCUGCAUUCGGCAGUGGAGGUGUGCCAAGCAGUUCGAGAAUCCCGUCAUAAAGUCUUGCCCCGAGUGCCGUGUGAUCUCUGAGUUUGUCAUUCCCAGCACAUACUGGGUAGAAGACCAGGAGAAGAAAAAUGAGCUGAUUGAAGCAUUUAAGCAGGGAGUGGGGAAAAAGCCCUGCAAGUACUUUGAGCAAGGGAAGGGAACGUGCCCGUUCGGAGGGAAGUGUCUUUACCUUCACGCUUACCCGGAUGGGACCCGAGCCGAGCCUGAAAAGCCAAGGAAGCAGUUGAGCUCCGAGGGCACUGUGCGGUUCUUCAAUUCUGUUCGCCUGUGGGACUUCAUUGAAGACAGAGAGAGCAGGAGUGUGCCCAGCACCGACACAGAUGUCGCUGAACUGGGAGAACUGUUCAUGCACCUCUCGGGGGGCGAUGAGGACUCUUCUACUUCACAAUAAAGAGGAUGGCAGGUGCUUCUGCCUAUAGCAAUCCAGCUAUUUAUUUAGUGCUGCUUUGACUUUAUACAGCACAGUUAGGAGGAGUGUGCCCUGGGGUGGAUUUGUGCAGUCCUGGUGAGGUUUGCAGGUUGGUUUUGUGUGGCAACAGAAAUACCAAAAUAUAUUUAAAAAAGAUGAAUUGGUUGCAUGGGAAACAGAAUCCCUUAAACCCAAGAGGGUUUUCUCCCUCUUUGGCCUAAGAGAUGCUACCCUGGGAGCUGAGUGGCAGUGAAAAUAGAGCUCCUCCCUUACCUUUUAAAGCUUAAGCUGUUAAAAACUGUUGCUAAAUCAAUUUAGGGUUUAACUUGUGUUGGUUUUGGUUUUCACACUAAACCAACUGCGUAGGUACAAAAUCCCACUGGAAAUAAUGGUCAGCAAAGCUUUUUCUUCCUUAAAAAGAAGAUUUAAGAACUAACACAUACCUCAAAGUAGUACCCAGAGUUCAGAGUAAAGUCAGAGCAGUGCCAGAGUCACAACAGAUGGUGACAUUGAGCCUGCAGCACAACCUGGAUUCUGGAAGCUCUGAUGAGAGGAAGGAGUUAGGAGCAGCAACAGUGGCAACAGCAAUAGUGACACUGCUGUUCAGUUUAACUACUUCAGAUGUCUUUAACUGGGAACCCUUGAUUCCCUUCACUGAAGUAGCCUGAGUUAAGUAACUACAUUUUCAGUGAUCCUAUAGAUACAAGUAUACAGUGUAAGCUAUUUCAAUUAGGAGCAGGUAGUUUUAACUCCCUGCUUUCUUAACUGUGUGGUUGACACCCAGUUAGGAUUCCCCAUCCCCACCUGUCUCUAGCACAGGGUAGGGAUGCUGUGAAGCUCCAGGACAGUCCCACUUCCACACAGGUCCUGUCCAAACCCACGGACACUGUCAGUAAAGCCCCAUCAGAAGUUCAGGCAUUGCCCUCAAGGGAUGUGCCAAGGCUGAGUUAAGGGCAGUGGUGUGAGGGAUCAGGGCACAUCUCUUCUGAGUUAUGGAGCUGCUGCUGAAUCCCAUUUUUGUUCAGAAUUGUAUUGCAAAGGCUUUGAGCAGAAGCAGUUUGAUGGUGAAAUUUGAUAUAGGAAGUUAAUGCUGUGAAGCCAUUUGUACUAACUUGGCAGUUCAGCUGAAAUGGCUCCUGAGCAAUACAGCAGGAAACCAGCGGGGUGCAAGCAGCGACCUCUUAAGCCCCUGUAGCAGAUGGUCUUAAAAUCAGCAGAGGCCCAGUGUGGACAAAACUCACACCCUUGAAGGCCUGCUGUUGGCUUAAAGACUCGCGCAUUGCUGACAGGUCAGUUGCUAAGACAACAGAAGUUAUCUGUACUGUGAAGCAGUGUAUUCAGAGACACUUGGGCAAAAGCCUCACAUCAGCAUUGCUAGUGGGGCACUGCUCAGACGGCUGAAAAUGGGGAUCUAUGUCCCUGUCACAAAGCAAACAGCAGAACCUUCAGCUGGAGUUCAGACAUUUUAAAUGGCACCAAAUUAAUGACUCUAGCAUUACCAGUUUCCUCCAUGGGUUGGCAUUUCUGGGUCAGAGCUGAGGAGCCUCCUGCAUUUCCCUGAGGGGUCCAGCAGAAGAGGGAGAACUCAUCCCAUCUCUGCUGCCAACAGCUCCCUCCCCGUGACCACACACAGGUUGCUCUGGUUCUGACCCAGGAAAUGGAACUUUUCCACAGUUAUUUCCCCCCUGAGGUUAAUUUUUCACAGUGCUUAUUGCAGAGUCAGGCCUCAGGUUUGCAGUCUGUGACUGCUUACUGAUCAGUGCUCAUAAAGGUACAGAGAGGCAUGUGAGUGGUGUUCUUCAUCACCAAUCACAAAGGUGAGGAAAAGAAAAUAAAAUACACCCCGAAGAAGUCAAUGGAGGGGAUGUGCUUUACCUUAAAUGAGACAUUCCUGGUUUCCCGUGCCUCACGAAGACAUGAACCAGGUAGCAGCAGUCUGAGAUUAAAAAGACAACUUGUUUUUCAAAGCUACACAGGAACAACAUAAAAGUUUUAAUUGAACAUAAUCUGUAUUAAAAAUAGGGAUUAAUCAUUUCUUUUCGACCUAAAGUAGCAGCAGCUGUAUGUGAUUUAUUCUUGUUCUUCAACUACUCUAUAUUAUAAUGAAGGUAAUAUGAGAGAUAAAUAAUAUUUAGAGAGGUGUGCACAGAGAAAGCCACAGAUUCCCAAGCUUCCAUGUCAGGAAUGGACGCUUGGCUUCCAUUCUUUCCCUAGUAAACAUAUUUAAACAGAACGCUAUAGAGUUUCUUAGAUUAACCCACCCCAUUUUUUGUCAGCUGUGGAGUUCAGCCAUGACAGAACACUCACUUGGACCUAAGCAAACAGGAAGGCCACAGAAGAUGAAACACAGCGAAACUGGUGCCGUGCAACAGCUUCAUCAUCCAGCAGUGCAGUACCUGAACCAGUUGAUGCUGUUGAGAAGCUGUUGCUGUAAAAACCAUCCUGCAAUGGAAGUGACUGCAAACCUGGGGGUGGCCGUCUCAAAUGUUUUUACUUAAACUGCUUUUAAAACAAUCAUUCUGAAUGUCAUUUUCUGAGUUGUUCCAAUCUAGCUGUACAUGUCAGAGCAAUGGAUUACUGCAUUAAAGGAUGACACUGAAUCUUCAA
Melopsittacus undulatus (budgerigar) is the source of this 4151-nucleotide messenger RNA. It is a transcript of the gene MKRN2, whose product is annotated as makorin ring finger protein 2. The transcript is spliced from 8 exons. The coding region runs from base 276 to 1526 and encodes 416 amino acids. The record is from RefSeq and is a predicted model, not a curated record. Gene Ontology annotation, biological process: protein polyubiquitination. NCBI's taxonomy places the organism in Eukaryota, Metazoa, Chordata, Aves, Psittaciformes, Psittaculidae. Gene Ontology annotation, molecular function: ubiquitin protein ligase activity; metal ion binding.